AUGUCCAAACUAGGUGCUCUAUUCGUGCUCAGCUGUCUGGUGGGCCUGGCCUUGGCCUUGCCGGAAUCUCGCCUGCAGCAACAAAGACAAGUGCAUCAGCAACAGCAGCAGAAGUUGCAACAUCCUUAUUUGUUUUUUAGCGUGCCACGUGGACGUGCCAAUGCUGGGGGCGGUGCUGUGAUGCAGGGCUUUGAGAUUGUAGAGGAUCCCGAGGACAUGCACAACGAUUCCGAUGAUGAUGACGCUUAUGACGAUGAUAUGCCCGAGAUGCCAUUGCGCCGUCUGCAGCGUCAUGACGAUGAUGAACUCAGCGAUGAUGAUGUUGACGAUGAUAACGAUGAUGAUCAACCGGCACAGCGCAAAGGUCUCGGCUUUGCACGCAAUGGUCAACUGGUGCUGCUGAAUGGCAGCAAUCAAGACGUCGACAUCGAUGACGAUGAGGAGCAGGACGAUGAUGAGCAGGACGAUGAUGUAGAUGGACAGCUGCCCAUGGUGCUGGCCAAAGCAGCCGUCAUGGGAAAUCGCCACAAGCCGAACGCAAUAAAUGGCAAGCAGCUGCUGAAGAAUGCCAAGCCAACACAGAUGAUGGUGGCGAGAGAUCAGGCCGGCGCCAUUAUGGUGCCCGAUGGCAUUAUCGAGAUCGAGGGCCAGAGCGUCGUCGAUGAGAAGACGGGCAAGGCUGCUCUCCUCGUGCCACGCGCCGCACUUGAUGCCAUUCCCAAUGGCGCCGUUGUCGCCCUCAUGGAGCGCUCUUCCUCCUCCACUGGCGAGAAUGAAGCCGGUGAGGAGCGCGCCAAUCGUGUCAUUGUGCGUCGCCGCAAGACCGGCGGCCGUCGCAAUCUCCAGCUGCGUCGUCGCGCUGGUCGUCCCGUCCGUCGUCGUCGCGGCGGUCGUCCCGUCCGUCGUCGCGUCAACAAUCGUCGUCGCAAUGUGCGCGUCAUCCGCCCCAAUGUCAAUCGCCGACGUGGCGGUGCCCAGCGUCGUCGUGGUCAGGUGAUGUUGCGGGGCUGA
Drosophila grimshawi is the source of this 1011-nucleotide messenger RNA. Its product is annotated as zinc finger protein hangover. Bases 1 to 1011 code for a protein of 336 amino acids. Lineage: Eukaryota; Metazoa; Arthropoda; Insecta; Diptera; Drosophilidae. The transcript has 2 exons. The record is from RefSeq and is a predicted model, not a curated record.